This is a messenger RNA of Portunus trituberculatus (swimming crab), 4204 nucleotides long. RefSeq names its product endoplasmic reticulum mannosyl-oligosaccharide 1,2-alpha-mannosidase-like. Gene Ontology annotation, biological process: carbohydrate metabolic process; N-glycan processing. The record is from RefSeq and is a predicted model, not a curated record. Bases 190 to 1980 code for a protein of 596 amino acids. The transcript is spliced from 11 exons. Gene Ontology annotation, cellular component: membrane; endoplasmic reticulum. NCBI's taxonomy places the organism in Eukaryota, Metazoa, Arthropoda, Malacostraca, Decapoda, Portunidae. Gene Ontology annotation, molecular function: calcium ion binding; mannosyl-oligosaccharide 1,2-alpha-mannosidase activity.
AUGGAGUCGAUAGUGUUUUGUUCCGAGUUUUGUAAACACGACUUAAUGACGUUUAUUGCAGGUCGUCCGCACUACCCGUGCUGGAACCAAUGAAGUGGCAUCGCGACUUGCCGCCUGUAGGCUGUCACCAGUAGCGUUACUGUGCUUCCCUGUGGUCCUGGCAUGUGCUGCAGUGCCAUGUGUUGAGCCAUGUACAGCGGCGGUGUCAUGGAGGAACGGAGGGACUAUGUGACUCUUUCCCUGCCGGCCGUACUAUUGCCUCCUCCUGCUGCUGCUGCACCUUCCCGCUCCUGGAGGAGGCGAUGGAAACAACUUCCACGUCUGCAGAGGGUGGUGGUGGUGAUGGUUGCUGUAGGCCUACUGGUUGGAGUAGCACUGCUAGUGACUACCUACCUGUCAGGUCCUUCGCACUCAUCCUCCCUCUCCCACACACCUCAACCUUCCCAUUUCUCUUACAAGUUGGAGAAUAAUCUUACCCCACCUCCAGUAAUGGUACAUCUCCCCGAACCCCAUCAAGAUAAGGUGGAGACAGUACCAGAGGAGCAGGCCCUGAAGGAUGAUCCAGGACAUGAUGGCCGGGACCAGAUAGUGCCACCACCAGGAUUACCUCAAAAAAGAUCAGCAAGGCAGGAGGCAGUAGUUGCAGCCAUGAAGCAUGCCUGGAAAGGAUAUAAGACUUAUGCAUGGGGCCAUGAUCACUUGAGACCUGUCUCACAGACUCGUAGUGAUUGGCUCCGCCUUGGUCUCACCCUUGUGGAUGCCCUUGACACUCUCUGGAUCAUGGACUUACGAGAAGAGUUCAGUGAGGCAAGAGAAUGGGUAGCAACACAACUCAACUUUAAUCUCAACCAGGAUGUGAAUCUCUUUGAGACAACCAUCAGGGUUUUAGGUGGCCUUCUCUCCACCUAUCACCUCACAAAGGAGCAACUUUUCCUUGACAAGGCUGUUGACCUUGGUGAGAGGCUGGUGUCAGGAUUCAACAGUGGCUCUGGAGUUCCCUUUGCUGAUGUAAAUUUGUAUUCACGUCGUGCCUCCAAGCCAAAGUGGGGGCCAGACUCCUCAACGUCUGAGGUCACUACCAUACAGCUGGAGUUCCGAGACCUCUCUCGAAUCACUGGCAAUCCUAUCUUUGAGGAGAAGGCCAGCUUUGUGAGUGAGCACAUUCACAAACUUCCUAAGGUUGAAGGUUUGGUCCCCAUCUUCAUUAAUGCCCAGACUGGCCAGUGGCGGUCCCACUCCACCAUCACCCUUGGGGCACGAGGGGACUCUUACUAUGAGUACCUCCUCAAACAGUGGAUACAAACUGGACGGACUGUGGAUUACCUGCGAAUGGACUACAAUGAAAGUGUAUCAGGUAUGGAGCAUCUGCUGGCAGCACGUACACAACCUUCUAAGCUCCUCUUUUUUGGUGAACUUCACGGUAGCACCAAAAACUUUGUCAAUAAGAUGGAUGAACUCACUUGCUACUUGCCAGGAACAUUGGCCCUUGGUGUCCACUAUGGAAUGCCUCGACAUCAUCUGGACUUGGCACAGGACCUCAUAUACACCUGUGUUCAGACAUGGCUCAGGCAGCCUACACAUCUAGCUGCUGAGAUCAGCUAUUUCAACACCCAGCCCAAUACCAUGGAUGGAGAAGACUUCUAUGUGAAGAACAAUGAUGCCCACUAUCUGCUGAGGCCGGAGACCAUAGAGUCAUUGUGGUACCUUUACCACUUAACGGGCAAUACCACCUAUCAAGACUGGGGAUGGCAAAUGUUUCAGGGUAUUGAAAAAUACUGCAAAGUGGAGAACGGUUACACUUCCAUUGGCAACGUUCGCAGUGCUACAGAUACCAAGCCAAAGGACAAAAUGGAAUCCUUUUUCCUUGGUGAAACUCUGAAGUACCUCUAUUUGCUCUUCAUGGAGGAUCAGACUGCCUUCAGUGUGGAUAAGUGGGUAUUCAAUAGUGAGGCACACCCACUUCCCAUAUAUUCCCGCUAACCAGUUGUGCCCUCCGCAAGACUGCAGCAAAAUGAUAGAAGUCAGGAGGAAUGUCUCUCGGGGGACAUUUUCAUUUCUUCUGAUGUGUGAGAACUGUGAUAUAUUGCUGAGUAAGUCCAGUCAAUUUGCAGGCUUAUUUUCAUGGUUCACAUUCUUAUCCUAUCACUGAAUUCAGGUAUUUCUGGGGUGGCAAUUAUUUCCAUCAUCAUCAUCAUCAUUAUUAUCAUCUUUGACAUUAUUAUUAUCAUCUUCAUCAUCAUUGUCAUCUUCAAACAAAUACAAUACAACCUAUUCCCACAUUAACAGGGUGAGUGCUCUUCUAAUUACAUUCCUGGGUCCUUCAUUUCAACUUGAAGGUUGACAAUGCCUGAGGCUGUGCAGAUCCUUAUUUUCAUAAUUUUCACUCAAAACUUUUCUUUAUUAGUAUAUCAACCUUAGAAAAAUAUAUUUCAGAGAAAUUAAUCAAGAAGUGCUUGUGAAUAAGUGUAAGCACUAGGUCUUGUUAUUGUGAGGGUUAUGUUCUGUGAAAUAUCUUCAUAUAUGAAACUUAUGUAAUUGUAGAAAUUUAUUUGUGUUCCCUGACCACAUCCAUAUUUGAACACCCUAAAUGAUAGUUCUGACAGCUUUUCUAUGAUAGCAUUAAGUUGCUUUUGGACACAGUAGCAAUUUCUAUUUUUGGAACAGUAACCAUUAGUAAAGCAGUAGCAAUGCUCAUCUCUCAAGGUCUUAGUGUGUAAGAAGAGUCACACUGAACAAGCUGAAUUUAGAUAUAUAAAGCUAUUCGAAAAAGGAAGGAAUUUUCACAGUUGCUGAUGAUGUAAGGUGCAAUAUUAAGUCUCAUUGCAUGAAAUAGUUACUUUUCCAUAGAUCAUAUUAAGCAAUGUACCAGUUAUAACUCAGAUCAGUGACAACAAUUAUUAAUCUUUUUUUUUUUAGGUUAUCUGAGUCUUUAGCCAUAUAUAUAUAUAUAUAUAUAUAUAUAUAUAUAUAUAUAUAUAUAUAUAUAUAUAUAUAUAUAUAUAUAUAUAUAUAUAUAUAUAUAUAUAUAUAUAUAUAUUUGAUUUUGAAUAGAAUGUUUCAUUGGUGAUAUAGAAAUAUAACCUCAUGAGUUUAUUCAGUUUAUUCUCAAUUGAUACAGCAAAACUUCUUUUUUUUUCACUUUACCACUAAUAUUUUAUGUUCAGUUUGUUUAACUUAAACAAACUGAGCAUGUUUUAUACACAACACUAAUUGAAUUAAUUUCUCACCAUCUUAAGAUGCAUUCUGAACAACACCUAAAAUUUCUCUCCUUUGUUCAGACAUUUAGUUUUUUAGGGUUGCAUCUCAGUUCUUUACAUGUAUGAGACUAAGUGCCUGAUACAAACUGAGAAGGCACUUAGGUAGCAGUACAGAAGUCUCAGAACUUUCUAAUAGAGCUGAUGCUGUGGGUUGUGGGUGAGGUAGAAUUACACCAGAAGAGUGUUGAGGUGGAGUUGGAGUAGGUUCUACAGUUAGUGAUCCUUGAUGUGUCUGGUGUAUGUUUCUGUACAACUUGCAUGUAAAUUUUGGUUCAUAUAGAGAAUUAUCAUCACAGUUAGGGUUGUAGCAUGUGAGCAAAUCUGCACAUCAUGAAGCUGUAUCCUUGUAUAAAUUAACUGAGGAAGAAACACACUUGAUAAAUGGAAUUCAUUAAUUACCUAGCCUUUGUAAAUUGAUACAUAUUAAAUAACAAUCUUUCAUCACAUUAGCUCCUAUUGCUUUGAAUAAGUUUCUUUUGUGUAUUAAAAAUGAGUGUGUGAUCAAUAUUUUUUUAUAUUGUUCUCUUAUGAAGAACAAAUGAUGCUAUCUUGAAAUUCUUAAUAAUGAAUGUUUCUAAGAACUAGAAAAAAAUCUUCCAUCAGAAUUACUGGCUUUAAAAGGAUAUUCCAUCCUCCUCUUUCUGUUAACAUUUUGACUUGUUCAUUUUAUGCAUUUUUUUUUUUCAUCCAGUUCAUUAAGUAUUCAUAUAUAAAUCACUUUCUGCUUCAUGGCCUUCAUCUUUCACCUUUUUUGUAUGUUUUUUACUGCAGGUAAACUGAACAGGAAAACUGCUUGUGUGGAGCAGGUCUUUAAGUUCAACCUCUUAUAUCUGCACUACUUCAUUCCUUUUUAACUACACCUAAAACAUUUCUUGUAGUAAUUGUAGUUAUGAUAUUUUUUUAGUGGCAAAUCAUAACUUUUUUGUUGAUAAACAUUACAAGAUAUU